Molecule: messenger RNA, 3118 nt
Organism: Condylura cristata (star-nosed mole)
Lineage: Eukaryota; Metazoa; Chordata; Mammalia; Eulipotyphla; Talpidae
Gene: KLHL7
Product: kelch-like family member 7
Exons: 11
Coding region: 227-1987 (586 amino acids)
Biological process (GO): protein ubiquitination
Cellular component (GO): Cul3-RING ubiquitin ligase complex
Molecular function (GO): protein binding
Source: RefSeq, a predicted model, not a curated record
GCGCAGUUGAGCCCCCGACGUUCUCUUCUUGCGAGCUCCUGAGGCCACUGACAGGCCUUGUUCUCCGGCAGUGGUGGCACCGCUGCCGCUGACCUGCCUUGGGAGUAGGGUGUCGCAGCUUCAGUCCCAGCUAUAGUGUUUGGUAAACUGAAGCCCCAGAGUGCCCGGAGCUUGCAAUUUCUCGCCAGUCCCGGCGAGCCCGGGCCGCGAAGGGAGCUGACGGAGGAUGGCAGCCUCCGGGGUGGAGAAGAACAGCAAGAAGAAGACUGAGAAGAAACUUGCUGCUCGCGAAGAAGCUAAAUUGUUGGCAGGUUUCAUGGGCGUUAUGAAUAACAUGCGGAAACAGAAAACACUGUGUGAUGUGAUCCUUAUGGUCCAGGAAAGAAAGAUACCUGCUCAUCGUGUUGUUCUUGCUGCAGCCAGUCAUUUUUUUAACUUAAUGUUCACAACUAACAUGCUUGAAUCAAAGUCCUUUGAAGUAGAACUCAAAGAUGCUGAGCCUGACAUUAUUGAACAACUUGUGGAAUUUGCUUAUACUGCUAGAAUUUCUGUGAAUAGCAACAAUGUUCAGUCUUUGUUAGAUGCAGCAAACCAGUACCAGAUUGAACCUGUGAAGAAAAUGUGUGUUGAUUUUUUGAAAGAACAAGUUGAUGCCUCAAAUUGUCUUGGUAUAAGUGUGCUAGCAGAGUGUCUGGACUGUCCUGAAUUGAAAGCAACUGCAGAUGACUUUAUCCAUCAGCAUUUUACUGAAGUUUACAAAACGGAUGAAUUUCUGCAACUUGAUGUGAAGCGAGUCACGCAUCUUCUCAACCAGGAUACUCUAACUGUGAGAGCUGAGGAUCAGGUUUAUGAUGCUGCAGUCAGGUGGUUGAAAUAUGAUGAACCUAAUCGCCAGCCAUUUAUGGUUGAUAUACUUGCUAAAGUCAGGUUUCCUCUUAUAUCAAAGAAUUUUUUAAGUAAAACAGUACAAGCUGAACCACUUAUUCAAGACAAUCCUGAAUGCCUUAAGAUGGUGAUAAGUGGAAUGCGAUAUCAUCUGCUGUCUCCAGAGGAUAGAGAAGAACUGGUAGAAGGCACAAGGCCUAGGAGAAAGAAACACGACUACCGCAUAGCCCUAUUUGGAGGCUCCCAACCACAGUCCUGUAGAUAUUUUAACCCAAAGGACUAUAGCUGGACUGACAUCCGCUGCCCCUUCGAAAAACGAAGAGAUGCAGCAUGCGUGUUUUGGGAUAAUGUCGUAUACAUUUUAGGAGGCUCUCAGCUUUUCCCUAUAAAACGAAUGGACUGCUAUAAUGUUGUAAAGGAUAGCUGGUAUUCCAAAUUGGGCCCUCCAACACCUCGAGACAGCCUUGCUGCUUGCGCUGCAGAAGGCAAAAUUUAUACCUCUGGAGGUUCCGAAGUUGGAAACUCUGCUCUAUAUUUAUUUGAGUGCUAUGAUACAAGAACUGAAAGCUGGCACACAAAACCCAGCAUGCUGACUCAGCGCUGUAGCCAUGGGAUGGUAGAAGCCAAUGGCCUCAUCUAUGUUUGUGGUGGAAGUUUAGGAAACAAUGUUUCUGGACGAGUGCUGAAUUCCUGUGAAGUUUAUGAUCCUGCCACAGAAACGUGGACUGAGCUGUGCCCAAUGAUUGAAGCCAGAAAGAAUCAUGGACUGGUAUUUGUAAAAGACAAGAUAUUUGCUGUGGGUGGUCAGAAUGGUUUAGGUGGUCUGGACAAUGUGGAGUAUUAUGAUAUUAAAUUAAAUGAAUGGAAGAUGGUCUCACCAAUGCCAUGGAAGGGUGUAACAGUGAAGUGUGCAGCAGUUGGCUCAAUAGUUUAUGUCUUGGCUGGUUUUCAAGGUGUGGGUCGAUUAGGACAUAUCCUUGAAUAUAAUACUGAAACAGACAAAUGGAUCGCCAACUCAAAAGUCCGAGCUUUUCCAGUAACAAGCUGUUUGAUUUGUGUUGUUGAUACUUGUGGAGCAAAUGAAGAAACCCUUGAAACAUGAAAAGUGAGUAGACUUCGAAGACUCAUCAGAGACUCAAAAAUAUAGCCACCAGUGCUUUGUUCCAAGAAUUUGUCUUUUGUUUUUUUUUUUUUGGAAGGAUGUUUCAAGUAAAAUGAGAAAUAGAUGUUUCUUUUAUAUGUAUUUCCUUAUUUAAUUUGAAGUAUGUGAAGACUUUAUUUCACCUGGUCAUGUAACCAAAAAUACAUGGAUCAAGUACACUUGAAAAUUUAUAGGCAUUUGGUGAAAAUAUAAAUUAUUGAAUGAAUUUCACAUUUCUAACUAUGAUUAUGGAAGAGUGGGAGAUUGGCUCAUCAGCAAAGGAGCCUCAUCUUAGCUCUAGAUUCUAUUUUUCAUACAUAAUAAAAGUGCUAUGUAGUUAGGUCUGUAUGUUUCUGCUCAGCCAAGAACCAAGAAAUAGUAUGAAUUAUUAGUCAAAACAGUUCCUAUCAGUUGUCCUGAUAAGAACAACUUUAGUCUCACGUAAUUUUGUUUCUUUCAAUUUUGUUCCACUCAGUACCAAAUAUAUUCCAUUUACAAAAAAAACAAAGUGAGUCAAAGCAUAUAUACACUUUCUCACAAAACUUCAUAACCACAUUUUGGGACUUAAUAAUAUUCUCUGUUCUUCAUGAAAUAUAGUCAACCCAACUAAAUAUAUUCUCCAUCUUUUUAAUACAAAGUGUCAAGCUUAGCACCCAUUUUAUUGUUUUACCCAACGACUAAAAAAUAAUUAUGCCUCUUCAAUCCUCACCAUUAAGUAAAAUCCAAUCAUAAUAAGGACAAUGAACUAUCAAAAAAAUUAAACUAUUUAUAGUAAAUUUCUAGGUAAUGAGCACUAGUAGUUAUAUAAUAUCAAUAUUGACUUUGAACUUCUUAUGAAUUAAAAAAGUACAUAAUUUCCUUAGCAGGACAUAUCAGAGAUACUUGACCCAGUUGUCACUAAAAGUUAUGUAAUAAUUUGGUGUAUAUAUGCCAUCUUGUAUUUGUUGCUUUUAUGUGGUCAAUAAAUCUUUUACAAAUCCAAAUAUUCAUUUCUUUCCUGCUAAUAGUUUGUCCUUUUACAGUAAGGAAUGUAUGGAAUGAGUAUGUAAAGCUGUCAUAUAUCUGAUAUUAUUAAAUAUUUUUUAACUUAAA